AUGAACGAUCGUUCGCCCUCAAAUAAGUAUCUCAAUGCCAUAAGCCCUACCUUGAAACUGGUCUCUUUUAAUAAAAAUAUGUCCAUACCUGAUUUAAUUAGAAAAUUCUGUCAAGAAUCUGAUCACGACUCACUUUCUGUGUCUAUUUUUACUGUUGGCCUCGCCUACAGUCAGAUUAGUGAUCGCUUAAAAAGUCAGCGCUAUAAAUAUUGGACACGAGGGGAGGGACGUUUUGGGUACCUUUUGAGAAAGAGAGCUACCCAAUGCUCUUUAUUGGAGAGGGGUUUGAACUGCGCGAUGGAAUCUGCUAAAGAAGUUGAGAAAGCAGUGAAGUUGUCCAAACACUUCAAGGAGACAGUGACAAAUUAUUCAAAGAGAAUGGAAAAAUUUGAAAACUACAUGAAACGACUUGGUACUGAAAGCUACCGCUAUCCUCAAUCGGAGAUUAUUUCGUUGUCAAAUUUUAUACGCCUCAUUCUUGAAGACAACAAAAAAGUUGAGGAGUUAAUAGUGGAAAUGGAACCGCUUUUCAAAGAAUACGAAAACCAGUUUCGGCUUUUAGAGCCAAUACUUUUGCAGUUCGCAAGUGAGGAUGUUAAAGAACCCACUGAACUUCUUCGUGAAAUAGAAAAACUAUACAAUGCAUUGGCUCCAAAAAUGAAGACAACUAAGAUACUCACAGACAGAAUUGAAAUCUUCUAUGAGAAUGCGAUGGGGCACAAGGUGGCGAUGCUCAUGGAGCAAGAGCUAGGGAAAAGCGAAAAUCACGACUCUACAGAUUCUCUGGCAGCAAUUGUAGAAAAACCAAAAAAAAGAACAGAAUAA
Molecule: messenger RNA, 825 nt
Organism: Australozyma saopauloensis
Lineage: Eukaryota; Fungi; Ascomycota; Pichiomycetes; Serinales; Metschnikowiaceae
Exons: 1
Coding region: 1-825 (274 amino acids)
Source: RefSeq, a predicted model, not a curated record